Molecule: messenger RNA, 630 nt
Organism: Ramularia collo-cygni
Lineage: Eukaryota; Fungi; Ascomycota; Dothideomycetes; Mycosphaerellales; Mycosphaerellaceae
Product: related to amidases related to nicotinamidase
Exons: 1
Coding region: 1-630 (209 amino acids)
Source: RefSeq, a predicted model, not a curated record
AUGAUGCCCCACUAUCUUCCAGCCGAGACAGGUCUACUCCUCAUUGAUAUUCAAAAGGGAUUUAAUCACCCGACACACUGGGGAUCGUCGAGGUCUACACCACAGUUCGAAGCCAAUAUCGCAUCUCUUCUGAGCGCGUUCCGCAACGCUGGAGCACACAUCUUCCACGUUUGCCACCACUCCACCUUUGAAGCUUCUCCCCUACACCCUUCCAAAGAAAGCGCGGAAUUCAUGCCAUACGCUGCUCCUCUCCUUGCAGAGAAGGUGUUCCCAAAGACGACCAAUUCUCCCUUCAUCGAGACAGCCCUGGAGCAAGCCAUCAAAUCCCAGGGGAUCAAAAGAUUGGUCGUGUGUGGCUUGAUGACAGCGCACUGUGUGGCAACAACAGUGCGCAUGGCGUCAAACCUAAAUGUCGUCAAACACAGCUACGGAAUCCUCAAUCUGGAUGAGCAGACUCGUGGUGCGAUGGCGCUCGUUAGCGAUGGCACAGCUACAUUUGACGUGGACUUUGAGGGCAAGUCCUACGAUGCCGAGACCGUGCACGCCGUGCAUCUAGCAACAAUGAAGAACGAAUUCUGCGAUGUGGAAACAACAGAGGAAGUGCUCGCGAUUCUAGGGGAACAACAGUGA